Pseudomassariella vexata is the source of this 408-nucleotide messenger RNA. Its product is annotated as ribosomal protein L24. Gene Ontology annotation, cellular component: cytosolic large ribosomal subunit; ribosome. NCBI's taxonomy places the organism in Eukaryota, Fungi, Ascomycota, Sordariomycetes, Amphisphaeriales, Pseudomassariaceae. Bases 1 to 408 code for a protein of 135 amino acids. Gene Ontology annotation, molecular function: structural constituent of ribosome; RNA binding. The transcript has 3 exons. Gene Ontology annotation, biological process: cytoplasmic translation; ribosomal large subunit biogenesis. The record is from RefSeq and is a predicted model, not a curated record.
AUGAAGGUAAACAGUGGAAUCGCCAGCUCCCGACGCAAGUCGAGGAAGUCGCACUUCAGCGCCCCCUCCAGCGUGCGCCGCAACAUCAUGAGCGCGCCGCUGUCCAAGGAGCUGCGUGAGAAGUACAAUGUUCGCAGCAUUCCCAUCCGCAAGGACGACGAGGUCACCAUUGUCCGUGGUGGCCAGAAGGGCCGCGAGGGCAAGGUCACCUCCGUCUACCGUCUCAAAUAUGUCAUUCACAUUGAGCGUGUUUCCCGUGAGAAGGUCUCGGGCCAGUCCGUCCCCCUCGGCAUCCACCCCAGCAACGUCGUCAUCACCAAGCUCAAGAUCGACAAGGAUCGCGAGAGCAUCCUGGAGCGCAUCAAGGUCGGCCGCGAGCUCCGAUCCAAGGGAAAGGCCAAGGCUUAA